AUGGGGAGGAGGCACCUGCUCUUGCUCCUGCCCUUUGCCCUAUGUGCCCUGGCACUGCUACUGACUACACAGGCAGCUGGGCCCCCACGGACACCCAGGGGCAACCGGACACAGGGUGCAGCAACACCUCGGCGAUCCUCCAAGCUGGUCAAGGAGCAACUGAACCAGACACUGGCUAGUACAUCUGCCUCUGCCAUACCAGCCAGUAGCGGGGGUAGCCAAGGGCGUGCUGGAGGUGGAGGUGGAGGUGGAGGGCCAGCAAGAGUGGCCUCCAGUGGCAGUGCAGGCAGUUCAAGCCCAGCAUAUGAUACGUGCAUGGGCUACUAUGAUGUGAGUGGGCAGUGGGACAAGGAGUUUGAGUGUAACAACAGCCAGAAGGAUUUCCGCUACUGUUGUGGCACCUGCAAUUAUCGCUUUUGUUGCAACAAGCGCUCUGAGAAGCUCAAUCAGUACAUGUGCCGUAAUAAUGGCCGGGGACCUACUACUGAUUCAAUGACUACUGCCACUAGUAAUGGUGGAUCUGGAGAUAUAUCCAAUGUCUAUGACCCAAAUGAGGACACCACUAAUGCCACCGUCUACAUUUCGUGUGGAGCCAUUGCCUUUGUUGUCAUUGCAGGCAUAUUUGCCAAGGUGGCCUAUGACAAGGCACGACAGCCCCCGCAGGAGAUGAACAUCCACAGGGCUCUGGCCGAUAUCCUCCGGCAGCAGGGACCAAUCCCCAUAGCACACUGUGAAAGAGAGACUAUCUCGGCUAUAGAUACCUCCCCCAAAGACAACACACCAGUCCGAACAUCCUCUAAAAACCACUACACACCGGUGCGCACCUCCAAGAGCAACCCAGGUCACUAUGGAAAAGAUUUUUAUCGAAGUGGAGGUCCAGAUUUCCAUAAUUUCAUCUCCUCCGGGUUUGUCACAUUAGGAAGAGGACACAGCAAGGAUGACCAAGAGCCAAAUUAUAAUCACCUGAUAUUAAGCAGCGCAAACCAGACACCUUCUAAUGAAAAGCCACGGAUGAACAGUAUUCUUACCUCUGCAACUGAGCCCUACGAUCUCUCCUUCUCCAGGUCCUUCCAGAACCUCUCUCACCUCCCGCCAUCCUAUGAGUCUGCGAUCAAGACUAACCCAAGUAAAUAUUCUUCCCUGAAGAGAUUAACUGACAAGGAUGCUGAAGAAUACUACUCAAGAAAGAGGCACCUUCCUGACUUAGCAGCAAGAGGGACUCUUCCUCUUAAUGUCAUCCAGCUAUCCCAGAAACAGACCAUCCAAAGGGAGCGGCCACGCCGUGUGAUGCGGGCCAUGUCUCAGGACCGAGUGCUGUCCCCAGAAAGGGUUAUGCCUGAGGAAUUCAGCAUGUCCUAUGAGCGGAUUCUCUCUGAUGAACAGUUGUUGUCCACUGAACGCCUGCACUCCCAAGACCCACUGCUAUCUCCAGAGCACUCAGGUUUUGGAGAGCAGUCUAUGUCACGGGCUUUGUCACACUCAGACGUCUUUGUUUCUACACCUGUCUUGGAUCGUUACCGGAUGACUAAGAUGCACUCCCAUCCCAGUGCCUCAAAUAACUUAUACAACACCUUAAGUAUGAACCAAACAUCUGCCAAGCGCCAGGCAUUCGCCUCCCGGCGGCACAACACAGUGGAGCAGCUACACUACAUCCCAGGACACCACCAUUACCGCACAGGUAGCAAGACAGAGGUGACUGUUUGA
Messenger RNA from Eublepharis macularius, 1704 nucleotides. RefSeq names its product protein shisa-6-like. Gene Ontology annotation, cellular component: postsynaptic density; postsynaptic membrane; AMPA glutamate receptor complex. The coding region runs from base 1 to 1704 and encodes 567 amino acids. The transcript is spliced from 6 exons. Gene Ontology annotation, biological process: regulation of short-term neuronal synaptic plasticity; regulation of AMPA receptor activity. The record is from RefSeq and is a predicted model, not a curated record. NCBI's taxonomy places the organism in Eukaryota, Metazoa, Chordata, Lepidosauria, Squamata, Eublepharidae.